UUGAAACACGACAUGGCCCAUUUUGUGAGCACUUUAGCAAAUCUCACAGACUCAAAUGUUCGACACUAUCGUCACGGAAAUAUUUUGCACUGUGAUUAAGCUGGUAUUCUCUUCGUUAUAUGAAAUUUUCAAAGUCUGGAAUAUUUUGAGCGUCUUUUACUGUUCUGUGUGUAAAACGGGAGAAAGCUUUUUUAGUUUUUGCUGUUCAAGUUGUAAGGCAAAAAUGGCUGUUAUCUGGUGUAUUUUAUUGGUGUGUUGGGUAUUUUUUGUACUGCUUAAUCAGAUAAGGAAAGAAGACUUUCGUUUGGAAUCAUCAAUAAAUAUCUCACGAUGUUAUGAGGAUAUGAAAGCACCUGUGUUUACCGGUAUUUACCAGUACUAUUGACUAAAACUAUCACCGUAUUAUAUUCUGAGAAAGCAAAAAAGCCCUUUUGUUUCUUCCCAGAGCCAUGAAAAGUGCCUUUUCACUUUGGUCAUGAGAGAAUAGGCAAUGCAAGUUAUUGUUUAUUGGUGCUCGAUGCGAUCACGUGCAGAUUGGGUGAUCCAACGGGGGUGUGCACAUGUUUUAAG
This is a messenger RNA of Ascoidea rubescens DSM 1968, 570 nucleotides long. RefSeq lists its product as uncharacterized. The coding region runs from base 224 to 385 and encodes 53 amino acids. Lineage: Eukaryota; Fungi; Ascomycota; Saccharomycetes; Ascoideales; Ascoideaceae. The record is from RefSeq and is a predicted model, not a curated record. The transcript has a single exon.